AUGAACUUUCUCUCUGGGAUCUGGUGGUCUCUUCUCCUGGUCUUGGUCUGGGCGACCCCACCAAUCACCUCCUCAUGGUGGUACAUGGGGGCCGUGGGCUCGUCGCGGGUGAUGUGCGACAACGUGCCGGGCCUGGUGAGCCGGCAGCGGCAGCUGUGCCGCCGGCACCCCGAGGCCAUGCUCUCCAUCGGCCGCGGCGUGGCCGCCUGGACGGCCGAGUGCCAGCACCAGUUCCGCCGGCACCGCUGGGACUGCAACGCCCUGGAGCGGGGGCAGCGCCUGCUGGGCCGCGUCCUGCUGCGCAGUAGUCGGGAAUCUGCUUUUGUACAUGCCAUCUCCUCUGCUGGAGUUGUUUUUGCCAUCACCAGGGCAUGUAGCCAAGGGGAGCUGAAAUCCUGCUCCUGUGAUCCCAAGAAGAAAGGCUCUGCCAAGGACAGCAAGGGCCAUUUUGACUGGGGUGGCUGCAGCGAUAACAUCGACUAUGGCGUUAAAUUUGCCAGAGCCUUUGUGGAUGCCAAAGAACGGAGAGGAAAGGAUGCCAGGGCACUGAUGAACCUGCACAACAACAGAGCUGGAAGGAAGGCCGUGAAGCGGUUUUUGAAACAGGAGUGCAAAUGUCACGGUGUGAGCGGAUCAUGCACUUUAAGGACCUGUUGGCUGGCCAUGGCAGACUUUAGGAAAACAGGAGAUUAUCUGUGGAAGAAAUACAAUGGCGCGAUUCAGGUGGUCAUGAAUCAAGAUGGCACGGGUUUCACCGUGGCUAAUAAGAGAUUUAAGAAGCCAACUAAGAAUGACCUCGUAUACUUUGAAAGCUCUCCAGACUACUGUAUCAGGGACAGGGAUGUAGGGUCCCUGGGGACAGCUGGUCGGGUUUGUAACCAGACCUCCCGUGGCAUGGACAGCUGUGAGGUGAUGUGCUGCGGGAGAGGCUACGACACCUCCCGCGUCAGCAGGAUGACGAAGUGCGAGUGCAAGUUCCACUGGUGUUGUGCUGUGCGCUGCCAGGACUGCCUGGAAGUGGUGGAUAUUCACACCUGCAAAGCCCCAAAGAGCACUGGCUGGAUCUCCCGGACAUGAUGCACCAGGCUACUGAUGCUUGAG
This is a messenger RNA of Apus apus (common swift), 1101 nucleotides long. It is a transcript of the gene WNT2, whose product is annotated as Wnt family member 2. The transcript is spliced from 5 exons. Gene Ontology annotation, molecular function: frizzled binding; cytokine activity. The coding region runs from base 1 to 1077 and encodes 358 amino acids. Lineage: Eukaryota; Metazoa; Chordata; Aves; Apodiformes; Apodidae. The record is from RefSeq and is a predicted model, not a curated record. Gene Ontology annotation, cellular component: extracellular region. Gene Ontology annotation, biological process: multicellular organism development; canonical Wnt signaling pathway; cell fate commitment.